CUCUUGGUAGCCCACAGUGCUUGGCGAUGUGGCAUGGCCUGUUGCACAGGGGCGGCUGAACAUAUAAUGAGCGCGUCGUAUCGCCUGGUCAUCUUGCCCACAACGCCUUGUCCCUUCCCUUGCCCACGGUUGCCUACUCGACUUCUACUCAACCACCAUGGCUCACCACGACCUCGAGAAGGAACAGCCAACGUUGCAGGAGGACAUCCACGCUACCUCGGGUGCCUCGUCACAGGAUGGCUACGAGUGUGAAUUCAGCCCGCAGGAGCAACGGAAGAUUAUCCAUCGUAUCGAUCGCCGUCUCGUCUUGACAGUGGGAGUGCUCUACUGCGUCAGCCUGAUGGACCGUACCAACUUGAGCGCCGCCGCCAUUGCUGGUAUGACGAAAGAACUGCAGCUCAACAAAUUGGAGGGUACCAUUUCACACUACUCGAUUAUCACCAUUGUCUUUUUUGCCACCUACAUCGUCUUUCAGCCUCCUGCGACCGUCAUCGUGCGUUAUCUUGGACCCCGAAAUUUCUUGUCCGUUAUCGUGGUCGCGUGGGGCGCCGUUAUGAUUGGAAUGGGUUUUGCCAAAAACUACGGAGCUCUCGCUGGGCUUAGAGUGGUUCUGGGUAUACUGGAAGCCGGAUUCUUCCCCAGCUGCGUCUAUCUGCUGUCUACCUGGUACACUCGAUUUGAUGUGGGAAAGCGAUACUCGUGUUUCUAUAUUCUCGGAAGUUUGGCUUCGGCAUGCGCCGGCAUUCUGGCCUAUGGCUUGAUGCAGCUCAAAGGACGCCAAGGCUUGAAUGGAUGGCGGUGGAUCUUCAUUAUCGAGGGAGCCUUGACUUGCUUCCUCGGUGUCCUGUCCUACUGGGCCCUUGUUGAUUUCCCCGACAAAGCCCACAAGUCUUGGAAGUUCUUGAACGAGCGCGAAGCUGCUUUCAUCAUUAACCGCGUCGACCGGGACCGUGGAGAUGCGAGGCCAGAGCCUUGGUCGUUUGCCAAUUUCCUCCGUGGUGGUGCUGACAUCAAGGUCUGGGGGUUUGCCUUGAUAUUUUUCAACACAACGACUGUGACCUAUGCUCUCGCAUACUUCUUGCCCAUUAUUCUAACUGAAAAUAUGGGCUUUUCGAUCGGCGCAUCGCAAUGCCUCGUCGCUCCGCCAUAUGCAUUUGCCGCUAUUGUCAUGUACGCGACUGGUUGGGCCGGCGACAAAUACCAUCUCCGUGGUCCCGUCGUCAUCUUCAACAUGGUCCUGUGUCUGAUCGGGCUUCCCAUCAUGGGUUUCCACAGCAAUACGAACGUCAGAUACUUUGGUGUCUUCCUCACGACUGCUGGAGCAAAUAGCAACGUCCCAGCGACCAUGUCAUAUCAGGCAAACAACAUUCGAGGUCAAUGGAAGCGCGCAUUCUGCUCUGCCAUCCUAGUUGGCAUGGGUGGUGUUGGUGGUAUCGCCGGAGGCUUAGUUUUCAGGGCCCAAGACAAGCCCCACUAUCGUCCAGGUCUGUAUGCUUGCAUUGCGUGCUGCCUUCUCACGCUUGUCAUUGUCAGUCUCAUUACUCUGAGGUCCUGGAGUUUGAACAAGCGAGCAGACCGUGGUGAGCUUGAGUUGGAAUACAAUGACGACCGCGACCAGAAGGGUUUCAGGUAUACUUAUUAAACAAGUACUACACAUGGGCGGGACUGUGGUCCUUUUGAAGCUUGAAGCUUGCUAGGCUACGCGUGAUACCUCGGCUGAGAGCAUAACGUUACCCACGUCGUCAAAUAAAUAAUACAAUUUAUUCUUCCAC
Messenger RNA from Cucurbitaria berberidis CBS 394.84, 1772 nucleotides. RefSeq names its product MFS general substrate transporter. Bases 158 to 1642 code for a protein of 494 amino acids. Gene Ontology annotation, biological process: transmembrane transport. Gene Ontology annotation, molecular function: transmembrane transporter activity. The record is from RefSeq and is a predicted model, not a curated record. The transcript is spliced from 6 exons. Gene Ontology annotation, cellular component: membrane. NCBI's taxonomy places the organism in Eukaryota, Fungi, Ascomycota, Dothideomycetes, Pleosporales, Cucurbitariaceae.